AUUAUUUUUUGGAAAACUAUGACUAGACCAUUUUUUCAAACCGUAUUUAUGGAAAUAUUUUGUUGUUUACAUAUGAUGUUCCCAAUUAUUAAAUAAAUUAAAUGUUAAUAAAGCAAUUGAUUAAUGUUUACGUGAUUUUCAUGUGGUAUCAUCUGUCACACCGCGCGGCAUGUUUAGUUUUAUUUUUACAAUGGUUUUGUUUAGUUUUUUAGUAGACGCUUGGGCUGAUAGUUCUAUUGUAUUAGAACGAUUAGACAAUUCAGUUCACUGAUACGGGCGGCGAUAGUAAUUUAUAGUGAUAAUGAAUUUUUUAAAAUUCUUCUGCUACUUUGCUACAGUUUGUGUUUUGCUAAUUCAAGUGGAAACAAAGCAAAUACUGGGUAUAUUUCCACAUUUUGGUUACAGUCACUUCAAGGUCUUCUAUCCCUUAUUGCACAAUUUAUCGGAAAGGGGUCACAAUGUAACCGUAAUUACUUAUAUAAAAGCAACAGAUUUGCCAAAGGGUAAUUAUGAGGAAUUGAUAUUGGAAGGCAUGGAAGUAGUUAAUGUGGUGCCACUUGAUGAAAUGAAAGCUAGAACCUGGAAAGGUUUAUUCGACGAAUACAUUGCAUUGCAUGAUGAGGGUCAAAGGUCUUGUGAAAGGCUUUAUGAAAGUGGCCACAUUGAGGAAGUUUUAAAACGUCAUCAGCAACAGCCAUACGAUCUUGUUAUAACCGAAUAUUUCAACUCGGAUUGCCAAUUAGCAUUGCCUUAUUUGAUGAAAACACCAGUGGUGGCUCUAAGUAGUUGCCUUUUAAUGCCCUGGUACUAUGAUCGUAUACUAAUGCCCGAUACACCUUCAUAUGUGCAAUCAGAAUUUGUAGGAUUUCGCACACCUCUCGUUUGGCAUGAACGUUUAAUGAAUUUUGUGCAGGCAAAAGCUUUAUCACUAUUCUAUCGUUAUUAUACCAACUAUCUCGAUAACAAAUUGAUACAACACUAUCUGAAGAUUGAUGUUGACGUAACUCAGAUUGCUAAACAAAAUACCCGUUUAAUAUUUGGCAAUCAACAUUAUUCUUUGAUGGGUAUUAGGCCAUUUACUCAACAAUUUGUUGAAAUCGGAGGCAUACACAUCAGUGAAAAAGAAGCUAACAAAGCUUUACCUGCAGAAGUGGAUUUAUUUUUAAAAAAUACUAAAAAGGAUGUUCUUUUUAUAAGCUGGGGUUCCAUGAUAAAAGCAUCGACUUUGGAUCAGGAUAAAUUGCAGGCAAUUUUAAAUGUUUUAACCAAGUUGGAUAUAAAAGUCAUAUGGAAGUGGGAAUCAGAUGAAAUACCAAUUAAAAGCGAUCAAUUUUUAUUUAUUAAAUGGGCUCCUCAGCUAGCAUUGAUUUGCCAUCCAAAAAUCACACUGUUCUGGGGUCAUGGUGGUCUUUUAAGUACCACUGAAGCUGUGUAUUGUGGCAAACCUAUGUUAUUGACUCCAAUUUAUGGUGAUCAAUUUGUCAAUGGUUUUGCUGUGGAAAAUAGAAAAAUUGGUCGCAUAAUUAACUUUGAUACCAUUGCAGAGAAGACUCUAAAAGAAGAAUUAAACCAAGUACUGCAUGCCAAUUACUCAAAAAAAGCUUUAGAAAUAUCAAAAAUAUUUCGUGAUCGUAAAUCAAAACCUCUUGACACGGCCACCUGGUGGAUUGAACAUUUAUUAAAACAUAAGGUAACCGAAGAAGUUUUACACUCCUAUGCUGUCGAUUUAAAUUGGUUUGUGUACUAUUCAUUGGAUGUGAUCUCCUUAUUAUUAGUCAUUUUUGUUGUAUUCGUAUUUAUUACAAAAUUUUUAUUGAGCUUUAUUUUGAAUAGAUGUGUCAACGCUAAAUAUGAUAAAUUGAAAAAUAACUAAGAAAUGAUUGUAAAUUGUGCUCCGGUUCUAGUGUUGUUUAUAGUUUUUUAAUGAACUUAUUCAUAAAACAAAUAUUUAUUUUUUAAUUAGUAUUGGAACAUACAUAGCAAAAAACUAAACGUGCCUUAAUUAAAAUUGGAAGCAAAAUUUAAGUACAAUGACGUUUUUAAAUAAUAAAAAUUUUGAGUACAUUUUAUAUUUUGUAUUUAAAUACUCAGGAAUAUAUAUUUUUUAAUAAUAAUGUAAGUUUG
Molecule: messenger RNA, 2124 nt
Organism: Calliphora vicina (urban bluebottle blowfly)
Lineage: Eukaryota; Metazoa; Arthropoda; Insecta; Diptera; Calliphoridae
Gene: Ugt36A1
Product: UDP-glycosyltransferase family 36 member A1
Exons: 4
Coding region: 302-1873 (523 amino acids)
Molecular function (GO): UDP-glycosyltransferase activity
Source: RefSeq, a predicted model, not a curated record